Astyanax mexicanus (Mexican tetra) is the source of this 4990-nucleotide messenger RNA. RefSeq names its product serum/glucocorticoid regulated kinase 2a (gene sgk2a). NCBI's taxonomy places the organism in Eukaryota, Metazoa, Chordata, Actinopteri, Characiformes, Acestrorhamphidae. The transcript is spliced from 13 exons. Gene Ontology annotation, biological process: protein phosphorylation. Bases 185 to 1273 code for a protein of 362 amino acids. Gene Ontology annotation, molecular function: protein serine/threonine kinase activity; ATP binding. The record is from RefSeq and is a predicted model, not a curated record.
AGUCUGUGCUCUGGUAGAUCAUUCACUCCCAUAAACUCUCAGCAGGAGAACAGACCCAGCCGGACCUCCCGGAGCUCCAGAACCUCUUCCAGACCCUCCAGAACCGGAGCAGCAGCAGACGCAGCGUUGAUGCGGCCUGCGCUGUCCUGUGGGAACUGGUGGAACCGGGGAAUGGAACGGUAACAUGGCGCAUUAUAACCAACCUCCACCGUCUCCCUCGGCCAGCGACGUCAAUCUGGGAGCUUCAGCCAAUCCUCAUGCCAAGCCCACUGACUUUGACUUUCUGGCGGUGAUCGGGAAGGGAACGUUUGGGAAGGUGCUGCUGGCCAAACUCAAAGCAGAUGGAAAAUUUUAUGCCGUGAAGGUUCUGCAGAAAAAAGUCAUCCUAAAGAAAAAAGAGCAAAAGAACAUCAUGGCGGAGAGGAACGUUCUGCUGAAGAGUCUGAAGCACCCGUUUCUGGUGGGCCUCCACUACUCGUUCCAGACCCCGGAGAAGCUGUACUUCGUGCUGGACUACGUUAACGGGGGAGAGUUAUUCUUUCAUCUUCAAAGAGAGCGAUGCUUCUCCGAACCACGGGCUCGAUUCUAUGCCGCUGAGGUGGCCAGUGCCAUCGGCUACCUUCACUCCCUCAACAUCAUUUAUAGGGAUCUAAAGCCAGAGAACAUCCUGUUAGAUGCUCAGGGUCAUGUGGUGCUAACUGAUUUCGGCUUGUGCAAAGAAGGUCUGGAACCUGAAGCGACCACCUCCACGUUUUGCGGAACACCUGAGUAUCUGGCUCCAGAGGUGCUUCGGAAAGAGCCGUAUGACCGCACAGUGGACUGGUGGUGCUUAGGAGCCGUGCUUUAUGAAAUGCUCUUCAGCUUACCUCCAUUCUACCGGCGAGAUGUAGCAGAGAUGUACGAUGCCAUCCUAUACAAGCCCCUGCAGAUGCCUCCUGGAAAAUCUGACGCUGUGGGCCACCUGCUGCAGGGACUUCUGCAGAAAGACCAGCACCGCAGAUUAGGAGCCAUCGCUGACUUUUUGGAGAUUAAAAACCAUGUGUUCUUCACUCACAUUAACUGGGACGACCUUUACCACAAGCGCAUCACUCCACCGUAUAACCCCAAUGUGAGAGGUCCAGCCGACCUGCAGCACAUUGACCCAGAGUUCACCAGAGAGAUGGUGCCAAACUCGGUGGGCCGCACUCCAGAACUGACCCCCAGCCUGGCCAACAGCAGCUCCAACGCCUUCAGUGGAUUCUCCUACGUCUCCAGCGACAACAGCUUCCUCUGAGCCUCCGAGUGAGGCCUGCUCAGGUGCCUUCAUGCACUGACCGCAAUCUCCCGCCUGCCUUACCCUGAAGAUCCUGAAGAUCCUGAAGAUAGUGAUGCAUCUAUUUAUCAUUCAUUCAAAUACGUUCAUCAUUUUCACGUUUAAUAAUACGUAUUACAUCAGAACAGUCAAUGCCCAGAGUGUUUACACUGGAAGACAAAACUGUCCUUAGAUAGGCUACAUAUUGGAUUUCAUAUGACAGCUCUGGAAAAAAUUAAGAAACUUUUUAUAGGUUUAUGUUUGAGUAAAAUUAACAUUGUUGUUUUAUUCUAUAAAUUACGGACAAGAUUUCUCACAAAUUCCAAAUAAAAAUAUUGUAAUUUAGAGCAUUUAUUUGCAGAAAAAGAGUUUUAAGAGUUCAGAAAUUAAUAUUUGGUGGCAUAACCCUGGUUUUUAAUGUUCUCUUCCACCAGUCUUACACACUGCUUUUGGAUAACUUUAUGCCACUUCUGGUGCAAAAAGUCCAUAAUAAUUAUUUUACAGAAAAUGUUGUAAAAUUAAAGAAACUCCUCAUUUUUAAGUGGUAUCUUAUUCUUUUUCCAGAGCUGUAUAUCAGGGACUGGAUAGCUGGCUAGCUAGUUAGCACUAACACCUAACCUGUGCACAGCUCUGAAUCAGAAAGCUUAGCUUGGUCGGCUAGAAUCUCUUUUAGAUGAAAAGCGUUUUUUGUUACAAAAGUUAACAAAUUAGUGCCCAUUCCACCAGUAGAAAGCUUCACCGCAAGCGCCCUCGUGUUUUAGUCACCUGUGUGUUUUGCAAAGUGCUAAACUCAGUUGCCUAGAAUGCUUUUUUGAUGAUUAGUUAGCUCAGCUAACAAAUUAGGGCCCAUUUCACCAGUAGGAAGCUUAUCCAUUUCAACUUUUAUUUUUCCAUCACAGCUUUUAAUCCCAAGUCCCCUUGUGUUUCAGGGAAUGUGUGUUUUGCAGUGUGCUCUACUAGGUUGGCUAGAAUCCCUUCUAGAUAAAUAGUGUGGUGUAGCUUAGCAAGCCAGCUAACUAAUUAGUGCCCAUUUCACCAGUAGGAAGCUUAUCCAUUUCAACUUUUAGCUUUUAAUUGCAAGUUCCCUUUUAGAUGAUUAGCCUAGUGUAGCUUAGCAGCUAACAAAUUAGCACCCAUUCUUCCAGCUUUCAUUAAGGUUAAAUAAGUUAUUGCCAAAAGCAACAACUGUUUGUUUUGUGCUCUGCUGAACUAAAUGAGUGGUAAACAAUGUAUCUAGCUAUGGCUAAUAAAUAGGCAUAUGGCUGUUUGUUUUAAUACAAGCAGAUAUAAUAUUUUUGAUUUCUUUACUGGGGAAAAGUGAGAAAAUUUUGGCUUGGUAGCUAAGCUAAGGUAACAAUCAAUUUGAAUAGAAAGCUGAUGCUGUUUGUUUUUUUUUAUGUGUGAUUUCUGUUUUGGUGGAAUUGGUGCUAAUUUGUAAGCUAGCUAGGUCGGUAGGUCUUUAAUGUAGAAGCCAAAUAUACCAAAUACCAAAUGGUAUGGCAGACACAACAAAAACGCCACAUAACUGAAACCCUAGUAUAUAAAGUAUAUUUUUUUGUGGAAAUGAUGAACUUGUUUAAAUUAAGUGAAUUAAUUGCAUUACUUUUCUUGUUUCCAGUGUAAAACCUCAGAGCCAUAAACCCAAACAUCCCCUUAAUGCUUAAUAAGAAUGUUUUAUUUCCUGUGCCUUCUGGAGUAAACUACUGAUGGGUUUAAAAGUUACACAUAGAGGAUAGAAACACUUAAUAAUGCUUUCCAGAAGUUUUAUCGUUUAAGCAUUAUUAUACAUGGUUAUGUGUCUCAAUGCCUUAAUACAGCCCCUUUCACACCAAGUCCUAUUUUACAGCAAUCAGCCCAAGCUGCAAGUGCCAACACCCCAGUUGCUGAGUAUAAUAUGUAAUUGGAUCGGAGAUGCUUGUGCCAACACCCCGGUUGUUGAGUAUAAUAUGGGAAUCAGCAAAAGCCGCUUAUGCCAACACUUCGAUUUCAGAGUACUAUUAAAAGUGUCCCAAGCCACUUUUGCCAGGACUCUAGUUGCUGAGUAUAAUAUAAGAAACAGCUCCCACCGCUUAUACCAACACCCCAGUUGCCAAGUAUAAUAUGUAAUUGGAUUCAAGCCACAUGUGCCAACACUCUGGUUGUUGAGUAUAAUAUUGAAAUUUGCACAACACCCUGGUUCCUCAGUAUAAUAUGGGAAUCAGCCUAAAUUGCAUGUAGCAACACACUAGUUGCAGAGUAUAAUAUAAAAAUGGAUCCAAGCCGCUUGUACCAACAUGCUGGUUGCUGAGUAUAAUAUAGGAAUCAGCCCAAAUUGCAUGUAGCAACACACCGGUUGCAGAGUAUAAUAUAAAAACAGAUCCGAGCCGCUUGCUCCAACACCCCAGUUGCCAAGUAUAAUAUGUAAUUGGAUCCGAGAUGCUUAUGACAACACUUCGAUUUCUGAGUAUUAUAUGGAAAAUGUCCCAAGCCACUUUUGCCAGCACUCUAGUUGCAGAGUAUAAUAUAAGAAUCUGCUCGCACCACUUAUACCAAUACCCCGGUUGCUGAGUAUAAUAUGGGAAUCAGCUCGCACCAUUUGUACCAACACCCCAGUCGCCAAGUAUAAUAUGUAAUUGGAUUCAAGACCUGGUUGUUGAGUAUAAUAUGGGAAUUGUCCCAAGCCACUUUUGCCAACACAUCGGUUGCUGAGUAUAUUAUAGGAAUUGGCCUGAGCAACUGGUCCCAAAACCCCAUUUGGAGUAUAAACCAUAUUUUGCCAAAUGACACCUGUCAGAUAUUGAGUCUUAGCCAGGUGCUUCUAUACCUAAGCCAAGUUCGGGCCGAUGCUUCAUGCCGUCUGGGUCAUCAGCUUACAAAUUUAUUGACUAGACUGGUGUUGACACAUGUUAAGGAUAUAGAUGUGUCCAAAUAAAUUUGUGUUUCCAGCGCUGGACAGUAGGCAUCCAUUCCAGUAACAGAAUUGGUAAACGUUUCAUAAUCUUACAGGGAUCAUCCUGGAAUGCUGGUGUCUCUACUGUGUCCUACUUGGAUACAAAGCCUACAUUUCCUCGAAAUUCGAAGAAAUGUGGGCUAAAAUUCACUAGAGGAAGAAAACUCAAGAGACUUGAGUAAUUUCCAUCAGGAUCGGCAAGUGGACAUGUAACCAUAUAUAUUAAGGGAGCAAAAUUAUUAUGUGUAUGACAAUUUUUUUGCUUUGAGCUAAUUACAACAUGGAUAAUAUUAAUUUUCGUGUGUUAUACUGAAGGCCAAUGAAAGGGCCAAUGAUGGAAACAGCUGUUGAACACUGUCUAUUUCAGAAAUGUAGCUCAUAUAUUGUUUUAUUUUCAUUGACUGUGAAUUACUUCAGAGCAUAUAGUUAACUCAAACCAUCCACCUGUCUGUUAACCUUUUUGCUCAUUCUUUUUUUUUUUAGUUUUAGGGCAAAUCUUAUAUAAACAUUUCUUUUAAUUUUUGUUCUUUAACAAAAACUCCAAGCAUAAAUACUGUAAUUUUGAAAACAAUGUAUUAGUACUUGUAGCUUAUCUUAUAACGACUAUACUGUUAAUGUCAAAGUGGCACAUUGAUGCAUUUAAGUUUUGUUUUUAGGAAAAUAAUACAAGUGACAAUAAUUAACUGUUGUACAUGAUUUUUGCGUGUUUUGAAGAACAUGGUAUACAUAUAUACUGCCAGCAAUUUAUUAAACUCUCUGUUGGUUCGAAA